AUGCCUCGCGACCCUCUCAUCGGCCUCGUCGGCAAGCCGUCGUCGGGCAAGUCCACGACGUUGAACAGCUUGACGGAUGCCACAUCCAAAGUCGGAAAUUUCCCUUUCACGACCAUCGACCCGCAGCGCGCAAUCGGCUACCUGCAGAUUGAGUGCGCGUGCGCGCGCCUCGGCGUAUCGGACCGGUGCAAGCCCAACUAUGGCGGCUGCCACGAGGGCCGCCGCAGCGUGCCCAUCGAGCUGCUGGACGUGGCCGGCCUGGUGCCCGGCGCACACAUGGGCAAGGGGCUGGGGAACAGGUUCCUGGACGACCUGAGACACGCGGACGCGCUAGUGCACGUGGUGGACGUGAGCGGAACGACGGAUGCGGAGGGUAAGGCCACGAGAGGCUAUGACCCUUCGAAAGAUAUCGAAUGGCUGCGGUUCGAAAUCGUGCGGUGGAUUCAGGGCAACCUCAUGGAGAAAUGGGGUUCGAUAAAACGACGGCACGUUGCCGUAAAGGCGACGCCGGUUGAGACAUUGCAGAACCAAUUUUCUGGUUACGGUAGUACCGCCGCUGUGGUCCAAAGAGUCUUGGACAAGCUACAAAUCAAAGAGCCCCUACAGGAUUGGUCAAACGAGACGAUCGAGCAGGUUGUCAAUGUCUUCACGGACGAGAAAUUUCCGACGGUGAUAGCGCUGAACAAAAUCGAUCAUCCCGAUGCAGAUAAGAACAUCGCGAAAAUAGCGAAACAGCAAGAUCCGAAGACGCUCGUCCUGACCUCCGCCAUUAGUGAAGUCUUCCUCCGUCGUCUAGCGAAGCAAGGUUACGUCAGGUACACCGAAGGCAGCGAGUUUGUCGACACGAGAGAAGACCUCAUCGAAGAUGGUGACCCCGAUGGUGGCGGUUUGAAAGAAAUGGACGAGAAGCUGAAGCAACGCAUCGAGAACCUGAAGGAUAUGGUGCUCUACCGCUUCGGCAGCACGGGCGUUGUUCAGGUGUUGAGUCGUGCGGCGGAGCUGCUCGGCCUGGUGCCUGUCUUCCCCGUUCGGAACAUCCACAGCUUUGCGUCGGGUUCUCAGGACAAAGCGGUGUUUAGAGACUGCGUCUUGGUCAAGAAGGGAUCUACGGUCGGCGACGUGUAUCGCAAGGUCAUGGGUGACGCACCUCUAGCGUAUGCCGAGACAGUGGGUGGCGUGAAGGUCUCCGAAGACGAUCCGGUUGCUGUCGGAAAGAACGACGUGUUGUCAUUCAAGGUGGGAAGAUGA
Messenger RNA from Lasiodiplodia theobromae, 1248 nucleotides. RefSeq names its product GTP-binding domain HSR1-related protein. The record is from RefSeq and is a predicted model, not a curated record. Gene Ontology annotation, cellular component: cytoplasm. Gene Ontology annotation, molecular function: ATP hydrolysis activity; GTP binding. Lineage: Eukaryota; Fungi; Ascomycota; Dothideomycetes; Botryosphaeriales; Botryosphaeriaceae. Bases 1 to 1248 code for a protein of 415 amino acids. The transcript has 11 exons.